AUGGCUGAAAUGCGCUCGGCCAUCAAGGCGCUAAGUGAACAUGUACCGUCGAAUGAAUUCUACAAAUGGAUCGACGUGUGGUCCGGUUGUAUGAAGGGCAGCGUGUUUGUCGUGCUUCUCGUAUUUUACGUCGUAACGGGGCGUCUUUUAUCAAAGGAGGCGGUGGCACACGUAUUGGGAAUCGACAACCUUCCAGCAAAUCGAAUGUGUCUAACGACCGACGAAUAUUUGCAUGGCAUGAUAAGUUUGGUGAAUGAGCUUCCACGUCUUUCCAUGUACCUUGUGAUCAAAGGAAACUAUAAUGCGCCUGAGCGUAUCGCAUCGAAUGUGAAUCAAAUUCAUUCGACAUUUAAAGAGCUAAAUCUGAAGAAUGACUCUCUUCGGAAACGCUUUGACUCUAUCAAGUAUGAUGUCAAGCGCCUGGAAGAGAUCUUGUACGACUUGACGUUGCGUGGACUUCUUGGCACCUCUGGCUCAGAUUGCCCAGACCUCGUUCCUGUCACGGAUGCGGCUUUUUCUGAGCAAUUCUAUACAAGACUAUGCUAA
This is a messenger RNA of Malassezia globosa CBS 7966, 546 nucleotides long. RefSeq lists its product as uncharacterized. Lineage: Eukaryota; Fungi; Basidiomycota; Malasseziomycetes; Malasseziales; Malasseziaceae. The transcript has a single exon. Gene Ontology annotation, biological process: RNA metabolic process. Gene Ontology annotation, molecular function: RNA binding; single-stranded DNA binding; sequence-specific DNA binding. Bases 1 to 546 code for a protein of 181 amino acids. Gene Ontology annotation, cellular component: cytoplasm; nucleus. The record is from RefSeq and is a predicted model, not a curated record.